This is a messenger RNA of Amphimedon queenslandica, 963 nucleotides long. RefSeq lists its product as uncharacterized. The transcript has 12 exons. The record is from RefSeq and is a predicted model, not a curated record. Lineage: Eukaryota; Metazoa; Porifera; Demospongiae; Haplosclerida; Niphatidae. The coding region runs from base 1 to 963 and encodes 320 amino acids.
AUGGCCACUAAUCAAGCAUGUUUAGAUAUUGGUGACUUGAUUAAUGUUCUUGACUUAUUGGAGAAAUGUUGCUUUCCAGAAAAGAAAUGGUAUAAGCUGGGACUGAGACUAGGACUAAAGAAGAACACACUAGAUACAAUAGAAAAGAAUCAUCCUCAUGAUGAACUAAAAGAAAAGGAUAAAGACUUAGUACAUACAGAAGUUAUUUCUUAUAUUAUACUUAAAGAAACUGAAUAUAAACUAAGAGAUGCUAUCAGUAGCAAAGAGAAGGAAAGAAUUGAAUUGAAACAAGAAAUAUCAAUGGCUCAAGUAACUGAGGAAGAAUUAUUGUCUGUUCAAAGUGAUACUGAAUCAGUUAAAGAAGUUGAGGAAGAACCACUUUAUGAAGAGUUGACUGUAUUGAGCUCUCAGUUUAAUGAGAUAAAAGAAAAAAACAAAGAAUUGACUGACAAAUUAUCAAAAAUGAAGAUUGAGUUUUUGAGAUCACUUUCUAGUAAAAGUGAUUCAGCUGUUAGCAAAGUGAGAAGAGGAAUGUCUUUUGAAAUUGAUGACUGCAAAUUUCAGCUUGAAGCAAUGACAAGACCAGACUAUCAGCCAUGGGUAGAUAAUAAAAGAAUGAUAGAGAAAUUACAAGAAAGGAUAACAUUAAUGAUAAUGGAACUGAUGACUGAAAGAGAGCACAAUGAGAAGAUUAUAAAAGAUAUUAAAGUUUUGAAAAAAACUGAGGAGAAGACUAAGAGACAGAGAAAAAAGGGAAAACAAAUUGAAGAAGAAAUGUGUUUAAUCAUAUUAUAUUGUAAUCAUCCUGUUACUGGGGAAUUAAACAGUUCAUUCCUUGAAGUACACAAAGAUGAAUUACUACCCAUUGUAUUGGAUAUAGCUUAUGAGACAAUGGAAUUAGCUCCUCAUAUUCCUAUUGAGAGAUGCCGUUUAGUUAAAUAUGAUUAUGAUUUCAACAUCUAA